Molecule: messenger RNA, 1285 nt
Organism: Silurus meridionalis
Lineage: Eukaryota; Metazoa; Chordata; Actinopteri; Siluriformes; Siluridae
Product: transmembrane protein 238-like
Exons: 2
Coding region: 149-625 (158 amino acids)
Source: RefSeq, a predicted model, not a curated record
UCUCCUGCGGAACAGUUGAGCGCAGGAUUCGGGAAUCAUCUCUGGGUCUUAUCGAAUGAGAUUUUUUAUAAGGGAAAAAAAAGUGGUUUGUUUGUUGGUUAAUUUGAUAUAGUUUUGGGAAGAGGAGAGAAGAUCAGGGUGGAUCCUGAUGGAGGAAGCGGCUCUUGGAGGUCUGGGCCGGUGCUCGUGUGCCUUCUGGCUGGCAGUGGUGUUCGACGUGUGCGGCCUCGUGGUGCUGCUCGCCGGGGUGUUCGCUGACAUCUUCUUCUACGACUUUCUCAUCUACGCCGGCGCAAUCAUCAUCUUCCUCAGCCUGAUCUGGUGGGUGUUCUGGUACACGGGCAACAUCGAGGUGCCCCCCGAGGAGCUCGAGGACGACGUGGGCCUGCUGAAGAACAAGGAGAAAGGCUUUGCCGGCGUCCUCAGGAGGUUCUCGAGCCGGAUCAGGAGCUCGGUGAGGAGGACCGGAGGAUCCACGUUUGAACCACGUGGCCGACAAGGUGGCCAGGGGUCUGUAACCGUCAACCUUCCCAUGACUCCUCCUCAACCUCAACCACCAUCAUCCCAUCAAGAACACCUGAACACUGUUUCAGCCGCUGUGGCUACAGAAACUUCGCCCAUAUGAGCCUCAGAUUUACAGUGACCUGAUGAACAGAAAAGAAAUCAAAAUGGACCUGAAGUCACGACGGCACUGUAUAUUUAUUUUUGUAGUUAUUGAUAUUUUGUUUGUACAAAUGAUUGUUUGAUACUGUUGUAUAUUGAUUAUUAUAUAUAUUUUUUAAAAACGUUAUCAUUUUGAUUAUAUUUUGCUUGAUUUUCUUGUAGUGAUGUAAUCACUGCCGGCUCUUUCACCUUCAGAUAGAAAUACUAUACGGCCAAAAUUAUUUGGACACCCAAGCACAUUCCAACAAUCUAGCAGAGCAUCUUACCAGAAGAGUGAAGAUUAUUAUACCAGUAAAUAGGGACCAAAUCAGGAAGGAGCACAUGCCAAUCUUAUGCUCAGGUGUCCACAAACUUUAUAGUUUAGAUAUAGUUUAGAUGGAUGUACAGCUCUCUUUGUUUUUUCAAUCAUGACUUUUGUGUGGAAUUGAUGAUGAUGAUGACAAUGAUGUUGAUGAUAAAACACUAUGUAUUAGGUGGAUCAUUUUUUACAAACCAGACUGAAGAAUAAACGGGUGUUUUUUUGUAGACGUGAUGUUGGAGGCUGAUUUGUGUGCACUUCCUCGUGCGGUUUUAACUUCCACUUGCGUUCGGUUCUCUAAUAAACGCCACCUUUGAACAGCGA